This is a messenger RNA of Lethenteron reissneri (Far Eastern brook lamprey), 4840 nucleotides long. Its product is annotated as potassium voltage-gated channel subfamily KQT member 5-like. The record is from RefSeq and is a predicted model, not a curated record. Lineage: Eukaryota; Metazoa; Chordata; Hyperoartia; Petromyzontiformes; Petromyzontidae. Gene Ontology annotation, molecular function: voltage-gated potassium channel activity. Gene Ontology annotation, biological process: potassium ion transmembrane transport. Gene Ontology annotation, cellular component: voltage-gated potassium channel complex; membrane.
UAAGGACACACACACACAACCAUUCUUCAAAACCCCCACUGAGACAAUAAACACAUCCGCACUUGCACGGACACGCGCACGGCCGAGACGCACGCGUGCCCGCCGCGUCUCACGCUCGCUCUCGCGCGACGUGCCCCGUGGAUGUUUGCGACCCCCUGUGUGCAAUGGCUCGUCAUCCCCGCCGCUCUGAGCGCAUAUCACCCCGUCCGACCGGGAGCCGCUCACACGAUGCCGGGCGGCUCACGAAGCAAGCCGCCGUGGCCGACACCACCACCACGACGACCACACCGACGCUGAACCAGGAAUUCCCGACGCACGAGUGCACGGCUAGACGACGAUGGUGCUGAUGAUAACCACCACCACCACCACCACCGCCGCAGCCACCGCCGCAGCCACCGCCAACACCGCGACGAACGCAACCACGGCGGCUACGGCGACCGCGGCGAUGAAGCGCCCUUCGGCCGAGCGCAGACCGGCGCGGGACGGCGGUCUGCCCCUCGUGGUGCCCGGCCACACGGAGGCGCAGGGACCCCGGCUGAGUCUGCUGGGGAAGCCGCGGGCGCUGGGGCGAUUCGCCCGCAGGAACGCGCGCUACCGCCGCAUGCAGAACGUCCUCUACAACGUGCUGGAGCGGCCGCGUGGCUGCGCGUUCGUCUACCACGUCUUCGUGUUUAUCCUGGUGUUCUCCUGCCUCGUUCUCUCCGUGCUCUCCACCAUCACCGUCUAUCAAGAUCCCGCAAACCACGGCCUCCUCAUCCUGGAGGGCAUCAUGAUGGUUCUGUUCGGCCUCGAGUAUUUCCUGAGGAUCUGGGCAGCCGGGUGCUGCUGCCGCUACCGCGGCUGGCAGGGGCGCCUCCGUUUCGCCCGCAAGCCCUUCUGCAUCAUCGACAGCAUCGUGCUGGUGGCCUCCCUGGCGGUGAUCGCCGCCGGCACCCAGGGCAACAUCUUUGCCACGUCGGCGCUGCGCUCGCUGCGCUUCCUGCAGAUCCUGCGCAUGGUGCGCAUGGACCGCAGGGGCGGCACCUGGAAGCUGCUGGGCUCCGUGGUCUACGCGCACAGCAAGGAGCUCAUCACUGCCUGGUACAUCGGCUUCCUGGCGCUCGUCUUCUCCUCCUUCCUGGUCUACCUGGCCGAGAAGGACGACAACAAAGACCAGUUCGCCACCUAUGCCGACGCGCUGUGGUGGGGCACGAUCACCCUGACGACGAUCGGCUACGGAGACAAGACCCCAAAAACGUGGCUGGGACGGAUGCUGGCUGCCGGCUUCGCGCUGCUCGGGAUCUCGUUCUUCGCCCUCCCUGCCGGCAUUCUGGGCUCAGGAUUUGCCCUCAAGGUGCAGGAACAGCACCGGCAGAAGCACUUUGAGAAGCGGCGUAACCCGGCGGCCAGCCUCAUCCAGUGCAUGUGGCGCUUCUAUGCGGCCGACGAGCACUCCCUCUCCGUGGCCACUUGGAAGCCCUACCUGAAAGCGCUGCACUGCUGCAGCCCCUUGAAGAAAGAACAAGCCGAUGCCACUUUAAGCCAGAAGCUGAGUCUGCGCGAGCGCGUCCGCCUGUCGAGCCCACGCGGCGCCGGAGGAGUUGCGGGCGGCGCUGGCGGAGGCGGCACGGCAGGGGCGGGCGCCCCGGGCCCCCCGCCCCGUGGCGGCGCGGGGGGCCGGUGCGCCCCGGGCGCUGUUCGCCGCUCCCCCAGCGCGGACGCGGCGGGGCCCGGCAGCCCGGCCAAGGUCACCAAGAGCUGGAGCUUCAACGACCGCACGCGCUUCCGGCCAUCGCUGCGGCUCCGCGCGGCGCAGUCUCGCCAGUGCUCCGAGGCGGAGGCAUCGGAGGAGGCCUGCGAUGACAAGAGAUGUCAGUGCGACCUCUCCCUGGAGAAUCUGAGCCCCACUCUCCGCACCGUCGUUCGAGCCAUCCGCAUCAUGAAGUUCCACGUGGCCAAGAGGAAGUUCAAGGAGACGCUGCGGCCGUACGACGUGAAGGACGUCAUCGAGCAGUACUCGGCGGGCCACCUGGACAUGCUGAGCCGCAUCAAGAGCCUGCAGACACGGGUGGAUCAGAUUCUGGGGAAGGUGCAGCCGUCGUUGAGCACAGAAAGGAUCCGCUCGCGAGAGAUCCGCGGGGCCUCAGAUGUCCGCGAAGACCAGAGCAUGAUGGGAAGGGUCAUCAAGAUGGAGAAGCAGGUGCAGUCCAUCGAGAAGAAGCUCGACUUCCUCAUCGAGUUCUACCGCCAGUCGCUGAGCCAAGGCCUCUCGGUGGCCACCCCGGACUCGCACAGCCCCGUGGGGCCGCCGUUCGUGCGCACCACCAUCUCGCGCUCCUCCAGCGUCGGCAGCCACGUGCUCGAGCACCACCCGAGCGUCGAGGACUUCUCGUGCUCGCUGAGCCAGCUGGACGCCGCCUUCCCGCCGCUCGCGGGCCGCACCGCCUCCGGCUCGCUGGCCACGCGCAGCGUGCGCUCCUCGCCCGCCUUCGGGAGCUCCCCCACCGCCGUCGUCCACGGCGCCCGCUGCGCCGGCCAGCAGCUGCAGCAGCAGCAGCUGCAGCUGCAGCAGCUCCUGCAGGCGGCGGCGAUGGCGGCGGCGGGGGGCGCGACGGAGCCGCGCGGGGGGUCGCCGGGCGAGCCGGAGUCGGACGCGAGCACGCCGCGCCUCUCCUCGCAGGGCCCCCCGUGCCCCAGCCCCGAGCCUCCACCGGCGUCGAAGCUCGUGUUCCCGCCGGGCUUCGCGGCGGCCGGCGACUUCCUCGCAUCGGACGGGCGGGCGCCGGGCGAGUCGCCGGAGCUCGCCGUGGCGUGCUACGCCAAGCUGCUGGGCGGCUCCGAGAUGCCGCUGCUGCUCCACACGGUGAGCGAGCUGGACGAGAGUGUGGGCGCCGAGGACGCCUACACGGCGUGGAGGGACACGACGCGCCUCUUCGCCGCUGGGGAGAGUGGCCGGGCGGGAGAGGCGGCCGGGCGGCCGAUGGGAGGGCAGCCGGUGACCUUCACCAUCGGCGACGACGACUCCGCCGUCCGGGCGUGGAGCAGCCCCGGGAGGACUCACCUUCGGAGCGCCUCCGCCGAGGAGACGCUCCAUUCCUCGUUCCUAUGACGGGGAUGGUACAGUUGGAGGGUGGGAGAGAGAGAGAGAGAGGCGUCCAGCGGUCAAGUUGUUUUGCGUAUUUACCAUGCUGCCAAAAGACAUUUGUGUGGAUUCAUGAGAAUGAUAGAAAAAUGGGUAAAUUGUUGGGGUUGGGGAGAGAUUUUGCAAUGAAACUCUGCCAGCUUCAGUACAAAACACUGGAGGUGUGCUUGUUGAAUGUGCUAUUUGUUUUAGGGCAAUCUUGUGGGUUCCACAUUCCGGACACCAUGGAGCCAUCGCUCACCUCAACGCCAACAGAACCAGAAUCCGCGUUAAUCAAAGAAUCAAUUUCACAUGACUCCCAUGAGUGAGUUUCCAGAGCUCUGGGCUGGCUUGGGAUUUUGUAGCCGAGUUCAUAAGCCUUAAACGAAACCCUGCAUGCAAGCAGCAGGGAUCGUAUUUUCUACGAUUGAGUUCAUGGGUCAAAUUGUGGCCUUGACGCAGACCCAUUUUUUCCCAAAGUUUGAACCUUCAGGAACCACAUUCUGGGAAAUCAACUGUUCAAGAUCCCGCUUUCAAGGGUUGAGAACAACAACCUGAUGCAACACAAAUCAACGAAAUCCAACUUUUCACGCCAGUUAUUCAUAUUGGACAACAACUUGCACGUCAACUCCACAAUUCCCAAACAAUAGUGCAUUUACUUGUUGUACACAAGACCCAUAUUAUUCGCCAGAUAUACAUUCAUGAGUAAAAAACGUCUAUAAUUGUGCCAGGGUUAGGGCUACGGUCGUGCUGGACAGCGAGCGACUAGAUUGUUGUCCCGCACGCCUCUUGCGUGCACGCUCCCACGUCACGACGUCGAUUGCACUUAAACGCGUCGUACGCGCAAAGACACCGCCGCGCUGGAGUCGUUCUUCAGAACUGAUUAUCGCAAACGAAACGUCGCGGAGAUGAGGGGCGAGGGGAGGGCGAGGGGAGGGCGAGGGGAGGGCGAGGGGAGGGCGAGGAAGAUGAACGAUGCUUUAAACCGAGACGCCGCACCGACUUUCCGACCGACGGACGUGGGAACGGGUGGCGCUCGUUUGCCAUUGUUGCCAGCAGUGAGCGACGAUUUUGAGAAUCGUCGACCGACCGACGAACAAAAGCAUGAGAAGCUGAAGCACGUGGCUUGAAGUGCGUGCAGGUUUAAACAAAUUUACGACUGUACUUUGAAACAAAAGCGCACAUUUCUGUGAAGAGAAAGAGUGGUGGGGUUCUAUAUAGAAUCGGUAAUUUUUUGGGGCGUGGCAAUUCACAUCACAUCCACGAGAAGGUACUUGAUAUACAGAGAUAUGAUACAUUUCUGAACAAAGAAGAACGUCUCCUUUUGUAAAUCCAAUGAAGGCUGUUUUGUGUGUUUUACACAUUUGAAUGGAAAUUGAAAAUUGCAGCAACGCUGCUCGUGUGAGAUAAUCCUCAAGUACUUCAUCUGAGGUUGGUGAAAUGUUAAUAAACUUUCCAUGGUGUGAGUUUUAAUCAAUUGCGAUCUCCGGAAAUGUAGAGUCACUCCCUCUUUCGCAGCAUCUGUCAGGCACGCUAAGCUUCUGCUACGAAGUAAAUGGCCGGAUCGGCCAGCGACAUAGGGCCCCAUAAUAACGUAAGAGCUGCCCGCCGUGCUGUGAUGGUGAGUACACUGGGGUUCAGAGGUCACCACUUCGAUCUCCCGGUGUGCCGGCUGAAACAACGGCGCAAGUUUCUUUAAUCCCCUCCCCUCAACCCUCCCCAUCACCCCUCCCCUCAACC